AUGUCUGGAAUUUACGUCCUGUGUCGGCUGCCGUAGCUACCAGAGGAAGAAUGGCCGGCUGGAUGUGGAUCCGCUGCUUUUUGGGGCCUCAUCUCCAGAGAGUGCACCGUUCACAGGCGGAGUCCCGAACCGAAGGAAGAGCAGGGAGGAGGGGAUGGACUUAUCAACCCAAGAGCCUGGAGAAACACACUGACAGCAUCCUCGGAUGGGCGUCAGCUUUGUGGUCUCUGUCAUACUACAGCUCCCCUCUCCUCCUCUGUUACCUUUACAGAAAAGGGUACAUCUGCAGCAGUAAGCUGGUCCCAGUCAGUCAGUAUGUGGGAACAGUAAUGGUUUGUCUGCUGGGAGUUGCCUGUCUGAGAGGUUGGGGACGGUGGAGGAACUCAGAGUAUCUACAGUUCAUCUCCAUUCUGGAGGAAACCAGGAAGAACCACACGUCUAGCAACAAGAAAAAACUGGCCUGCUAUGAUUUUGACUUCUCUCACUGGCCGGCAGACUUCAGCUGGGAAGAAGUUAGCAAUCCGAAGCUGCUGUCCAAGACAGGAGUGUCUCUACUGAAGCCAGAGCCCAAACUGAGAGGGGCAGCAGACAGCGUGCUCAACUCUUUACGCACUCUACCAUGCCACAUCGUCAGUUUUCUGAUUGCCCACUCAUUUGGGAGGAGGAUGCUGUACCCUGGGUCUGUAUUCCUACUGCAAAGGGCUAUGAGACCCAUGCUACAACAGGGCCAGGCUAGACUUAUAGAAGAGUGUGAGGGCCAGAGGAACAAGCUGGUGGCGUGUGAUGGGAAUGAGAUUGAUACCAUGUUUGUGGACCGCAGGAGAGACGAAGGACAGCACGGACAGACUCUGGUGAUCUGCUGUGAGGGGAACGCAGGCUUCUAUGAGGUGGGCUGUAUGAACACUCCAUUGGAAGGUGGAUACUCAGUGCUUGGCUGGAACCACCCUGGCUUUGCAGGAAGCACGGGUGUACCGUUCCCCCAGAACGAGGCCAAUGCCAUGGAUGUAGUGAUCCAGUUUGCAGUGCACAAGCUGGGCUUCCAGCUCAGUGAAAUAGUGGUGUAUGCCUGGUCCAUAGGGGGAUUCACAGCCAGUUGGGCGGUGAUGUCCUAUCCAGAGAUCCAAGCGCUGGUGUUGGAUGCAUCCUUUGAUGACCUGCUGCCUCUGGCCCUCAAGGUCAUGCCCGACAGCUGGAGGCCGCUGGUGACACAUACAGUCAGGCAGUACAUGAACCUCAACAGCGCAGAUCAGCUCUGCAAGUACCAGGGACCAGUGCUUCUGAUCAGAAGAACCAAAGAUGAGAUCAUUACCACCACGGGUCCAGAAGACAUCAUGUCCAACAGAGGAAACAACCUCCUGCUCAAACUUCUGCAGUUCAGGUACCCCCAGGUGAUGACAGAUGAUGGAGUCAGGGCCAUCAGAGCAUGGCUGGCAGCCUCCAACCAUGUAGAAGAGGCAGCGGUGUACAGUAGCUAUGAGGUGGAUGAUGACUGGUGUGUGUCUGUUCUGCAGUCGUAUAAGACGGAGAGAGAUGUUUUCUUCCCCUGGAGCGUUGGUGAGGACAUGACACUGGAGGGAAGACGGCAACUGGCUCUUUUCCUGGCACGGAAGUACAUGCGGAACUUCGACUCAACUCACUGCACUCCUCUCCCCUACUCUGAAUUCACUGCCCCUUGGAGACUGUAGAAAGAGGGUUGAAGGAUGGAUAGAAACGAGAAGCAAAGAGCCUGGCGGGGACCAACCAAUCAGAGGUUUACAGCGCAUAGAUUGAAUGUAUCUAUGGGAGGUGUACAAGGCAGCUAGACCCAGUCGGUAUUGGAAUGUUGCGACCCUGCCCACCUGGCUCAUAGCAAAACCUUGGCAUUUGUCUACUUGUUUUAAUCAAUUACAAAAUGUACAUGUCUAAAGAUUACUGCUCCCUAGCGUUCUCGCUACUUAGAAAAACGUAAUAUUGCCUCAUGCCCCUGUCGGACGCCAUGCUAGCGUCCGACAGGAACAUCAAGCUAGUCCCAAACGAACUGUGAUAGUGCUUUCCCCACGCCAAAUAGCCUGAAGCCACAGGGCUCUUCCUCGACAUGGGAGCAUUGUCAACAGUAGGUUGUGAUUUUUGACCUGGCUACAUGUACAAUUGAACACUGCAGCUUUUUAGCAUGUUUUAUUUCUGUACAAAAUAAAAAUAAACAAAGUUGGCUCUUU
This is a messenger RNA of Oncorhynchus tshawytscha (Chinook salmon), 2195 nucleotides long. Its product is annotated as phosphatidylserine lipase ABHD16A. Lineage: Eukaryota; Metazoa; Chordata; Actinopteri; Salmoniformes; Salmonidae. The coding region runs from base 51 to 1685 and encodes 544 amino acids. Gene Ontology annotation, biological process: monoacylglycerol catabolic process; phosphatidylserine catabolic process. The transcript has 19 exons. Gene Ontology annotation, molecular function: monoacylglycerol lipase activity; glycerophospholipase activity. Gene Ontology annotation, cellular component: endomembrane system. The record is from RefSeq and is a predicted model, not a curated record.